CAUACUUUGGAUCCACCAAAAAAAUAAAAUUUCCCCCAUUUUUCUAGUGUCAUCUUCUUUCCAACCUCAUUCUCUUGCUGAUCACGGUGUAGUUCACACCUGAACUCUCACCCUUCCUCUUUCUCUCUCCUCCUCGAUCUCCGCAACAUUUCUGCAAAUUCUCCAUCCUCAAAUUCGAUUCUAACCAGCUGUCGUUCUCUCAAUCUUGAGAUCUCUAACAAUUUUAGGUUUUCGUGAUGGAUUUGAUCUGAAAAUCUCGCAUUUUGUGAUCGAAUCAAAGUAGAAAGAUGGACUGGUGGGGCGGAAAGGUUUCGCUUGGAAAUUUGGAUUUUUCAGGCGCAGUAAAUAAGCUUCAAGAGAGUGUUAAGAGCAUUGAGAAGAAUUUUGAUAGUGCUCUUGGUUUAGAAGAUAAGCUUCAGUCAAGCGAUGAAGCUUCAGGGCCACCAACUUCUUCUAGUAGCAGGAAUGCAUUAUUUGAUCCUGUUAUGGCAUUUAUGGGGAAUAAAGAAGAGGACAAUGUAGAUGAGUCAAAGGAAAGGGAAAUCCCUCAAGAUGAAGCAAGAAUUGCGGAAAAUAAAGAUGAUUCGUCAGAACAUUUGGAAAGCAUGCAGGGCCAAUCUGUGGUUGAGGAAAAGAAAGUUGAUGGAGUUGAUACUGUAGUUCAACACGUUAUAGAGCCAGUGUUGUCUCCUCAAGAAGAAGAGGGGGGAGUGAAAGAGCAAAUGGACUAUGUUGCUUCUGAAGCUGUGGACGAAGUAGACACUAUGACAGAGUACUCAAGCGAAGUCAGAUCUGAUGCACAGGAGUCUACUGCCUCACCUGAAGUAACAAUUCAGGAUGCACAGGAGACUAGUAAACAGCUUGAUGGGGAAGAGAAACCUGAGGAGGGAUCUUUAGAACAUUCAGAAUCAGCUGAAAGCAAGGUGGUAGAUGAUCAAGCAAAUCAACACCAUACUGAUAAUUUUAUUACUAGAGAAGCAAGUGAUGCUGUAGAGCCACUCGAAAGCAUGCAAGAGCUGGCUGUAGGCGGAGGCACCCCAAAACAAGAGGAAGUGUCAAGUGAUAGCCAAGCUGGAAAUCUGGUUGAGCACUCAGAAAAUGUUGUUGGUAUUGCUGAUGCUGAAAUUGAAAGUUCUACUGGAUCGGUCAACAUCAACAAUAGUUCGUCUCCUGAAUUUCUGACUAAUGCGAUCCAGGGAAUUGUUUCUGGUCAAGCUAUUGAGGAAGCUAGUUCAACUAUUGUAACUAUCCAAGAGGCAAAACCACCUAAAAAAGAUGAAGUUGAAACUAAAGAUGAUAGACCUAGUCCAGUGACCAAUGUGUUUGACUCCACUGAUUCUGUCUAUGAGCUGGAGAAGGUGAAAAGGGAAAUGAAAAUGAUGGAAACCGCAUUGCAGGGAGCUGCUAAACAAGCUCAAGCUAAAGCAGAUGAGAUUGCCAAGCUAAUGAAUGAAAACGAGCAGUUGAAAUCCGUUGUGGAAAAUCUGAGUAGGAAAUCCAAUGGAGAAAUUGAGUCUUUGCGUGAGGAAUAUCACCAAAGGGUUGCAACUCUUGAACGAAAGGUCUAUGCUCUUACCAAGGAAAGGGAUACAUUACGACGAGAGCAGAACAAAAGAAGUGAUGCUGCUGCUCUUUUGAAGGAAAAAGAUGAAAUUAUUAAUCAAGUUAUGGCUGAGGGGGAAGAGCUUUCAAAGAAGCAAGCUGCUCAAGAAGCUCAAAUGAGAAAAUUAAGGGCACAGAUUAGAGAAUUGGAUGAAGAGAAGAAGGCUUUGGCUACUAAGCUACAGCUUGAAGAGAAUAAAGUGGAGAGUAUAAGGAAAGACAAGGCAGCAACUGAAAAGUUGCUGCAAGAAACAAUCGAAAAGCACCAAGCAGAGCUUGCAGGUCAAAAGGAAUAUUAUACUAAUGCUUUAAAUGCAGCAAAGGAGGCUGAAGCAUUAGCAGAGGCACGGGCCAAUGAUGAAGCUCGAAAUGAGCUGGAGGGGCGACUACGUGAGGCUGAGGAACGUGAUACGAUGCUUGUCCAAACGCUCGAGGAAUUAAGACAGACAUUAAGCAGUCAAGAGCAACAGGCAAUCAUGAAGGAGGACAUGUUACGCAGAGAAAUAGAGGACCUUCAAAAACGAUACCAAGAAAGUGAACGACGGUGUGAGGAACUUGUUUCACAAUUACCCGAAUCGACUAGGCCUCUCCUGCGACAAAUUGAAGCUAUGCAGGAGACGUCUGCCCGGAAGGCUGAAGCUUGGGUUGCUGUAGAGAGAACACUUCAAUCUCGGCUUCAGGAAGCAGAGGCCAAAGCUGCAUCUGCGGAGGAAAGAGAGCGAUCCAUGAAUGAUCGCUUAUCUCAAACUCUUUCUCGGAUUAAUGUUCUUGAAGCUCAGAUUUCAUGCCUCAGAGCUGAGCAGACACAGCUAAAUAGGUCUCUUGAAAAGGAAAGACAGAGAGCAGCUGAAAACCGACAAGAAUACCUUGCGGCAAAGGAAAUAGCUGAUACUCAUGAAGGCCGUGCAAAUCAGCUUGAUGAAGAGAUCAAGGGACUCAAGAGAAAACACAAAAAUGAGUUGCAAGAAUCGUUGGCGCACAGGGAACUUCUACAGCAGGAGUUAGAUCGGGAAAAAGCAGCUAGAUUAGAUUUGGAAAAGGCUGCCCAUGUACAGUCUUCCUUGGCAGAUCAAAGCCCAACAACAAAGAAAAGUUCCACACAUGAAAAUGGGAUGUUAACACGUAAACUUUCAAGUGCGAGCAGUGUGGGCAACAUUGAAGAAAGCUUCUUUUUGCAGGCUUCUCUAGACUCUUCUUCCUCUUUGUUAGAGCGGAGAAAUUCUGGAGAGGCUACAAUGAGUCCCUAUUACCUGAAGAGCAUGACACCAAGUGCUUUUGAAGCUUCCCUUCGGCAAAAGGAGGGCGAACUUGCAUCAUAUAUGUCUCGAUUGGCUUCGAUGGAAGCAAUACGAGACUCACUUGCUGAAGAGCUGGUUAAAAUGACUGAGCAGUGUGAGAAAUUGCGGAGUGAGGCUACUAUGCUUCCCGGCAUUCGAGCAGAACUAGAAGCUCUUCGAAGGAGACAUACUGCCGCUCUGGAGCUGAUGGGGGAACGUGAUGAGGAGUUGGAAGAACUCCGUGCUGAUAUUGUGGACUUGAAGGAAAUGUACAGAGAACAAGUCAAUUUACUUGUUAACAAGAUUCAAACGCUAAGUUCACAAAUGGGUGCUACUUGAUCACUCUGAGUCUCUGAGUGCCUGCUUCCAGUUUCUUUUUUUCGUCCAUGAGAGCGUAGCCUCAAUCGAAAACCUCACCAAGUUGCUGCAAAUCAAAUCAUUUCAAUGUUUCUGAGUGUCUCAGUAAGAAAUCACAUUCUCUCUUGAUUAGAAGUGUAUCACCAUGAUGUAUACAAAUUGCCAUAUUUAGGAAUUCAAUACUAUAAUCACUUGUAGCAUUUUUCUAAUUCAUUUGGAAAGAAGAAUUUUGUGAGAAGUGGGGUGUGGUAUAUAGCAAGAAAAACCCUAAGGAUUUACCCUUAUAUAAUUUUUUGGGUUAUUAUUCAAUUGUAUUUAAUUCUGCAGAACUGUGUCAACUUCAUUCUUUUCAUCUUUUCAUUUCUUAUUUAGUGGAAGGUUCUAUUCA
Molecule: messenger RNA, 3624 nt
Organism: Beta vulgaris subsp. vulgaris (sugar beet)
Lineage: Eukaryota; Viridiplantae; Streptophyta; Magnoliopsida; Caryophyllales; Amaranthaceae
Product: golgin candidate 5
Exons: 20
Coding region: 288-3218 (976 amino acids)
Source: RefSeq, a predicted model, not a curated record